UCACUGCCCCCAAUAAAGAUGGUGACGGUCACACGGGCCGAUCGCCAUCUGAGGCGUUGAUUUGUUUUCUGCAAACGUGAGUCUGGGAGUUUCAAAUGGGUGUGUUUUCCGACGUGCACUAACUGUUUGUAAAACUUCCAAACCCAUACGAAUAUCACUUCCCUCCAGCUUUCUACCGUUUUGCUUUCUUUACUGUGGCCUGCUCUUACCUCAAUUGCACAAAUCUUGGUCUCAGCGAAGGAUCUAGGCCCGAAACGUCAGCUUUCCUGCUCCUCUGAUGCUGCUUGACCUGCUGUGCACAUCCAGCUGCACACCGUGUUAUCUCGGAUUCUCCAGCAUCUGCAGUUCCGGUUAUCUCAGCGACUCUGCACCGCACUCGUGGAUGAUCACGUGGUUUUCACUGAUCCCGCCCUCCCUUCAUUCCGAUUGGGCGAUAUCCGUCCGGUCAUGCACGGCACACCUGUGCUCCUAUUGGUCGCGCACUGACAUCAAUCAGCCAGACUUCACCGUGAGCUGGAGCAUGCGCAGUGCUUUGUGUUAUUGUUGGAAGCAAAUGAACGUCGUCGCAAUGUUGCAUUUUGAGACGAAUGAGACUGAAAACCGGAUCUGUCUUUUUACCUUCACAGAUGCUGCCAGACCUGCUGAGCUUUUCCAGCAACUUUGUUUUUGUUCCUGAUUGACAACAUCCCAGUUCUUUUGUUAUUUUUUAAUAAGUCGCGAUUGAAAAGGCUUCCUGCAGCUCAAAGCUAAAGUAUGUUUCAGCAAUGCACUUAAAACAAAAAUCGUAUCAUCUGAUUAAAUCAACGUGGUCAAUCCAGAAGAAGACAUUCCAUGAUGGAGACAGGGCAGUUGCAGGUAAGUUCAAGGUCACCCUGGGGCCAGGCAUGUUUGACAAUUUCAUUCCUUUUUGAUAGUCAAACAAGUGAGGUCGCAAAGAGGAAACCAACAGCUGCAUAACACCUGGAUUCCCAAGAGGCAUUUUGUAGGGUGUCACACUGGUGGCUAAUAGAUAAGAGAAGGGCUCUGGAACUGAAGGUAAUGUAUGAGCAUGAAUAGAGAGUUGGUGAACAUGCAGGACAUAACAGGAAGUGUUGUUGUGACUGUGAUGAGAGGAGUGCAAAGGAUUCGAAGGUGAAUAUAAAGGUUAAAUUAACCUCAGGGAUGUUUUUAAUGGACUUUCAGGACAGAUGAGACCAUCCAUCCUCUUGACAGCUGACCAGCCAGUCUGGCCACCAAAUAAAUUAAUAGAUGUAUUGGUCACAUGUGGGCAGGCCUCCUGGUGCCUUCACCUCCAUGGGCAAUAUACCAGGAAGGCUGUUCAGGGAAGAUGGUGAAGAUGGGAAACUGCAUCCAUGACAUGAUGCCCACGUUUACAAACAAGCCCUCCCCACAUGACAACCGCGUACACGGAGAUGAAGUGGAAAACAGCAGUGUAAUUAGAACUAACACGAAUUGAAGCGGAGGGAAAGGAGCAAUACCUUCGUGGUAUCACUCUUGGUUGUGAGAAGAGUUUUGAGGUUUGACGAUACUUCACCUUUCUCAUUCCUCAGACUCCAACCCACUUUGAUUCUGAAAGAUUUGACUGUUGUUUCCGGUCAGUCAGCUUGCCGAAGCAGUCAGAUUUCCGUCAUACUACUCAGAAUAAAAAUGGCAUCAGGAGAUGAGCUUCCAUCCCAUCUCACUGUCGAUACCUCCAACGUUCAAAUUCUUCACUCUGAGACCUCAAAAAGACUUGUCGAAAAUUUUGUAAUCGCUCUCAUGAACAAGGAGCGUUUCUACAUCCGCACAUUCUUUUCGACAUACAAAGCAUAUACCACUGCUGAAAGUGUGUUGUACAUCCUCCUGGACAAAUAUGGAAGCUUUGGCACCUCAGAGGCAGAAGAGAUUCCAGUUAUCGAUUCAGUGAGCACAAACAGCGGAAACAGUGAUAACAUUCCGAGCUGUGAGGAGCUUGCAAAUCCAGUGCCUGCAGAGACAGUUACAGAGAUCAGAAAGUCCAAAACCUUUGACAGCCCAAACUCUGAGAAAGAUGAAGAACCAAGUUCACCAAAAGCGACUGCAGAAAUCUCAAAGUCCAAAACCUUUGACAGCCCAAACUCUGAUAAAGUUGAAGAACCAAGUUCACCGAAAGCGACUGCAGAAAAUUCAAAUUUUGGAAAUGUUGACAGUGCAAAUGGUGAGGAAAAUGGAAGUUGUGGUUCUUCAGGAUCCAGCGAAAUAAUUGCUAAAAAAGAGGAAGGAACAAUCCAGAAUAAUUUUGAUUUGGAGGAGGUCCAACUUCAAAAGGAGCAAGAAGGCGUUUGCAGCAACUGUGAAAGCAUUGAGUCUGAACACUGUCCGAAUUCUGAUGAAAUUCAGAAUUUAAGUUCACCAGAAAAGGGAGCGACAGUCAAGAAAAGCAUAGACUUCAACAGAUCAAGCUUUCUGGAAGAAUAUAAUUUCAGUCCUGCAGAAAAGGAAACACUAAUGAAAAUUGCUAUACCUGAAAUUCUUGAAAUCUGGCUGGAGGAGUCUGCCGAAGACUUUCGUCAAGUUCCAACUUACUCUUGUCUCCGGAAGGUACUUUGCUACUUGAACCAGACAGUGCCGGGGUCAGAUGCUGAACAUCGGGCCCAGAAACUCCUGAGUCGGUUUUUGGCGGAGGAAACAGCGGAGAAAGAGAUGUUCAAAGGCUACCGUAGAAGAGUUAGAUUCUAUAUUGGAGAAGAACACGACCAAACCAUCGAACAAGUUGACGAAAAGCUCCUGUCCUACCCAUCACGCUUCAUUGCAGAGCAGCUGACUUUUAUGGAUGCUGAUCUUUUUCGGAAACUUGUGCCCAGCCAAUGUUUAGGGUCCAUCUGGUCUCAACGAGGGAAGGAAGAAAAACAGCAUCUGGUAUCAACCGUCCAGGCCACCAUUACACAGUUCAAUAAUGUUACAAAAUGUGUCACCAGCACCAUAUUAAGACCUCAACAGCUGAAACCACGGCAGAGGGCUAAAAUCAUUGAGAAAUGGAUUGAUGUUGCCCAGGAAUGUAGGAUUUUGCAGAAUUUCUCGUCAGUGCAUGCAAUUACUACGGCAUUGCAAUUGAAUAGUGUGUUCAAUUUGAAGAAGACUUGGGCAGCCGUGUCAAAGAGCAGUAAGACAACAUUUGAAGACCUUUCAAAUAAUGAAGAAGAUAACUUUAUAGCAAGUAGAGAGCUGCUAAUGGAGGAUAUCGUUCAGGGAAUUGUGCCGUCCCUGGGAACUUUCUUAACAGAAUUUUCAGCGCUGGAUUCGGCUUUCCCGAAUUGCCAUUCAAAUGGCUUGAUCAACUUUGACAAGAGACAAAAACUCCUCUGAACUCGAGAAACCGCCAAAGCCCAAAAAGAGUGUGUUUAAACACCUCAGCUGCCUGUUUUCAAAGAGAGGUGUUAAAAUACACAACACUCAAACUAAAAGCUCUGAGCAGCGAGC
Molecule: messenger RNA, 3438 nt
Organism: Stegostoma tigrinum
Lineage: Eukaryota; Metazoa; Chordata; Chondrichthyes; Orectolobiformes; Stegostomatidae
Product: ral guanine nucleotide dissociation stimulator-like 1
Exons: 23
Coding region: 1648-3324 (558 amino acids)
Biological process (GO): positive regulation of GTPase activity; Ras protein signal transduction
Cellular component (GO): plasma membrane
Molecular function (GO): guanyl-nucleotide exchange factor activity
Source: RefSeq, a predicted model, not a curated record